This is a messenger RNA of Cannabis sativa, 3179 nucleotides long. RefSeq names its product formin-like protein 4. The record is from RefSeq and is a predicted model, not a curated record. The transcript has 2 exons. Lineage: Eukaryota; Viridiplantae; Streptophyta; Magnoliopsida; Rosales; Cannabaceae. Gene Ontology annotation, molecular function: actin filament binding. Gene Ontology annotation, biological process: actin nucleation; actin cytoskeleton organization. The coding region runs from base 746 to 3034 and encodes 762 amino acids.
AAUCACAAUGCAAACAAUAAUUGAAAAUCCUUGUAUUUCAAUUAAAAGUCCAACAACCAAACCGUGACAAUGUAAUUACAAGGAACCCCAACCUUUUUAAUACUAUUGUACACUAUUACCUAUAAUAUCCUCCUCAUUAAUAACGGCUACUGACUUUACUAAAUUACAUGAAUUCCCUGAUUAAAUGAAGCCAACAAACUCCACAACUCAAACAGCUGGUCUAGGAUUUUUACAGCCAAACAAUUAUAAUAAUAAUAAUAAUAAUAAAUAGCAAAUAUAUAAAUUAGAUAUAACCCCAUUUCCUAGUAGCCUAGCACUUGCCGUAAAAUGCCAUAAAAGCAAGGACGGCAAUAAUCAAUUGAAACUUUCACACCCACUUUCUGAAUAUACAUAUUCUAGUGAUAGUAAUUUCACAGGACAAAAGGUCCAACAAGCUUAAAACAAAUUCCACCUGUAACAACUACCUCCAUUGAUAACUGUCAACAAACAUCUGUACCUAAGUAAAUCAGAUGGAGUUUACUCUCUUUCUUACUAAGAAAAAGAAAAAAAAGAAGACAUAAACUUCAGUGCCUAACACGUUUGCCCAAACAUUUUCUUUAUGGGGUUUGAUGAUCUAUGGCAGUUUUUGGUACUUUUCUUCACUCUGAUUGCAUCUUCUUGUUGGCUCUAUACCUCAAUCUAAAGCUCUAUGAUACUUGACUAGCACACUUCAUAUCUAAGGUACUUGACUAGUUUUUUUCCAGCAAUGUCUUCUCCACAUAACAGAAUAAUUGUUAGGACCAUAGUCAUCACGGCUGCAAUCACCCUAGUUUUUACGGUCAUCUUCAUCUUUUUCUACUACAAAUUUUAUAAUGCUCGUCGCCGAGAGAAUUAUAAGGUUAAGGCUAGUUUUCGGCGAGAAGAGGUUAUGAUGACUUGUGAAGAGUUCAAGCAGCCUAGCAGAAAUGUCAAAGAUCUGAGGGGUUAUGGAAAUGGAAGGGAUGCUGUUAGUAUGAGAAAACUAGAAGAUGAUCAGCUUAAGAAUAAUUUUCCUAAGUUUGUGUUUAACCCGAGUUACAAAGAAGAGGAAGAAGAGGAAGAAGCAGAAGAGAAGAGAGUGGAUGCUGAAGAAGAGAAACACGAAAAGUUUGAACCUCGUGAAGCUCCACUGCUUCAUGAACCAUCAUCUGAUCAGAUAGUUUCUGAUAAAAUGGGGAAACCAUUUCAGCAGAACCAAAAUCUACCAGCUCCAGUUUCAGUACUACAAAUGCAACAUAGGCUGCCACCACAUCCACGAACCUCAUUUAGACAAACUCCACCAGUGGUCCCGAAAAAGCUGACCCCAUCUCCACAACCUGGUCCGACAAAUAAUAGCAUCACAGCCCGGCCACCACCACCACAAUAUCCUCCUCCUCCUCCUUCUCUGCCACCUCCACCACCACCACCUCUCCCAGUAAAACCAAGACCUGCCCUACCACCACAAGUGCCUACGGGUGGUUUGAAUACAUCAAGACGAACCCAAGCUGGACAUACAGGGAUGACAACAAAAAACAUAGAAGAAAAGUCCAGGGAGGAAAGCUCAAACCCUACUAUGGCUGGGCAAACGAAGCUGAAACCACUGCACUGGGACAAGGUUACGGCAGAUGUUGAUCAUUCCACGGUCUGGGAUGAAAUUAAUGACGGUUCACUCAGAUUCGACGAUGAACUUAUGGAAAAUCUAUUUGGAUACUCUACUACCAACACCCAAUCUUAUGAAAGAAGCAACCUUUUCUCAGCUUUCAGCAAAAUGAACUCAGGCCCUCCAACUCAAAUUUUCUUACUGGAUCCCAGAAAAUCACAGAACACCGCAAUUGUCCUAAGAUCACUAGCCAUUUCCCGCAGGGAAAUUCUUGAUGCCCUCACCGAGGGCCAGGGCCAGGAACUCGCUACGGACACCCUUGAAAAGCUUACCAAAAUCUCUCCAACCCAAGAAGAAGUGGCCAAAAUCCUGCAAUUCAGCGGCAACCCAAGUAGACUUGCAGACGCAGAGUCCUUCCUCUACCAUAUCCUCAAAGUUGUUCCUUCGGCAUUCACCCGAUUCGACGCCAUGCUUUUCAAAGCAAAUUACGACCCAGAAAUCCUUCAGUUCAAGGAGUCUCUUCAAACUCUUGAACUAGGCUGCAAGGAGCUAAGAGCUCGAGGUCUCUUCCUCAAACUCCUGGAAGCCAUUCUCAAAGCUGGCAACCGAAUGAAUGCCGGCACUGCCAGAGGCAAUGCCCAAGGUUUCAACCUUAACGCUCUUAAAAAGCUCUCAGAUAUCAGAAGCAAUGAUGGAAAGACCACUUUGCUCCACUUCGUUGUUGAGCAAGUAGCUCGAUCAGAAGGUAAACGUAACGUAAAGAACAGAAAUCAAAUCCUAAUUAGUAAAAGAACCAAUACCCAAAAACCCCAACUAGCCAUUUUUGCAAAUUAUGAUAAUCUCACAGCAGAAGAGAGGGAAAAAGAGUACCUUUUGCUAGGUUUGCCAUUGUUGGAAUCUCUAAGUAGUGAACUCUCGAAUGUAAAGAAAGCAGCCACAGUCGAAUCGGAUAGCUUCGUCAAUGUCUGCAGCUCCCUCGGAGGCCGAGUCUCGGAUAUUCGAAAACGACUCUCGUUCUGCACAAACGACGAGGACAAGUGCUGGUUCGCUAGAGAAAUGAAAGGGUUCUUAGAGGAAUGCGAGGAGGAGAUCAAGGUUGUCCGAGAGGAACAAAUUAGGGUUUUGGAGCUGGUGAAGAAGACGACAGAGUAUUAUUACCAAGCGGGAGCUUCGAAAGUGAAAGGGGUUCAAAACCCAUUUGGGCUUUUCGUGAUCGUGAAGGAUUUUCUCGACAUGAUCGAUCAGGUAUGCGUAGAAACAUGUCGAAGGAUUCAAAAGAAAAACGCAACGAAGAACAGUACGGCAGGGGGUUCGUUAUCGCCUCCGCUGUCGCCGCCAUCAAUGUUGAGUCGGAACAAAUUUCAAAACUUCCAUUCGAACUUCAUGUCGGAUAUGUCCAUGACAUCUUCAAGUAGUGAUUCGGACGAAGAUUUCUGAAGCAGAGUCCAUGAUGAUGAUGAUGUAACGUAAAAUGUAUGUAAAUGUACGUAGUAAUUCAUUAGUCUAAGAACUUCGACACUUCUUUUCCAAACAAGUUUAAGAUUCUUUCUUUCUUUUUCGAGCAAUCCUACUACAUUAUACC